This is a messenger RNA of Tremella mesenterica DSM 1558, 1137 nucleotides long. RefSeq lists its product as uncharacterized. The record is from RefSeq and is a predicted model, not a curated record. The annotation marks the transcript as partial. Gene Ontology annotation, cellular component: peroxisomal membrane. Gene Ontology annotation, biological process: peroxisome organization. Lineage: Eukaryota; Fungi; Basidiomycota; Tremellomycetes; Tremellales; Tremellaceae. The transcript has 5 exons.
AAAACAUAUGAAAAGCUACUCGUCGAUAAUGUAUCUACCGUAUCAUCUAUCGAAUCUUCUCUACGUACACUCACUUGGCUUUUACCAGGAAGGUUCGAAGAUGCCGAGGUGGCUUCUGAAGGGCUAUACGCCUUACUGUCCCUUGUGACAUCAUACCACGAUACUCUACUUCAACGUCGAAUCGACCCUUCUCUUUCUCUACCUCCUCAUCCUUUUCAACCGGAAUCUACUCCACCCUCUGAACAUGUCAAUCCCGAGAGUACAUCGGGAGAUUCGACUAUCCUACCAACCCCCAGUGAGCACGCGCGAUAUACACGAUAUUGGACCAAGAAGUCAGGUAUCUACCGUCGUGCCAGUCGGGCAUUGACGACUAUUAGUUAUGUUGAGCUGUUGGUGGAAAUGGUAGCAAAGAAGAAAGGGGGAGAUAAGAUUAGAUGGAGACUUGUAGUGUGGAUGGAGAGUUUGAAGACAAUCCUUCGUCUUAUCAUAUUAAUCAUCACCAAACGUCCUGUGCUCUCCCCUGCUACUCCUCAGAGGGAAUACGAUCCCUCUUCUCUUCCCCAAUCCGCAUUCUCCUCUUCAUCCUCCCCCUCAUCAUCCACUUCAUCUUCUAUUCAAAACACAUUUCCAUCUUACGACUAUCCUUCUCCCCCACUCCGAACACAUCUUUACCCUCUCUCGUCGGCUCUCCCAGAAACUUACCUCCCUCACCCUACGACCUUAUUGCCUGAGCUCGACUCUACGUCUGAGGUAAUAUCCGAGGUAUUGAGUAUCAGUUCAACCUUAGUGCAUGUGAUUCUUUUGUUACGGUCUGCGAAAAAACCACAUGCAUCAGUAUACCGUCCAUUCUCCCUCCCUACUCUUUCCAGGAAUUUAUCCCCUUUCCUCAUCCCUAUAAUCCUUCAGCUCCUCUCCCGAUCUCUUCGUUCUUCACGCAGUUCUAUCCUUUUGGCCGACCACUACGCUCAGCAAGAUCGUCAGUUAGCAAAGAGGUUCUUCCUCUCUGGUCCUAUGUGGGUCGGAUGGACCCGACCUAAGAUAUUGGGUGUGGUAAGGACCUUGGAGAGGAUUCCGGUAGUUGGAUUGGUGGGAGAGUUCGUAGAGGCUUAUUUACCUUUGGUGGAUGAUUAUUUGUAU